This is a messenger RNA of Panicum hallii, 1113 nucleotides long. RefSeq names its product ethylene-responsive transcription factor 8-like. Gene Ontology annotation, biological process: regulation of DNA-templated transcription. The record is from RefSeq and is a predicted model, not a curated record. Gene Ontology annotation, molecular function: DNA-binding transcription factor activity; DNA binding. Lineage: Eukaryota; Viridiplantae; Streptophyta; Magnoliopsida; Poales; Poaceae. The coding region runs from base 148 to 840 and encodes 230 amino acids. The transcript has a single exon.
CUCGGCAUCGCCUCCCUUUUUAACCCCCUCCUCCCCCCAGCUAUAAGUCCCUCCCCUCCCGUCGCCCACCUCAAUCCUAGACGCCACCCAUCCCUACACACACGCCGCAGGCGCGCGCCUCCCGCACAAAGAAAAGGAACGAGGGCCAUGGCGCCGAGAACGUCGGAGAAAACGAUGGCACCGGCGGCGGCCCCGGGGCUCGCGCUCGGCGUCGCCGGCGGCGGCCCGCACUUCCGGGGCGUCAGGAAGCGCCCGUGGGGCCGGUACGCGGCGGAGAUCCGCGACCCGGCCAAGAAGAGCCGCGUGUGGCUCGGCACGUUCGACACGGCCGAGGAGGCCGCGCGGGCCUACGACGCCGCCGCGCGCGAGUACCGCGGCGCCAAGGCCAAGACCAACUUCCCCUACCCUUCGUCUUCCAUGCCCCCGGCCGCCACCGGUGGCAGCCGGAGCGGCGACAGCAGCACCGUCGAGUCCUUCGGCGGCGACGUGCAGGCGCCCAUGCAGGCCAUGCCGCUGCCGCCGUCGCUUGAGCUGGACCUGUUCCACCGCGCGGCGGCAGCGGGCGCCGGCGCCGGCGCCGGCGUGCGAUUCCCGUUCAGCAGCUACCCCGUUACGCACCCCUACUACUACUUCGGCCAGGCCGCGGCCGCCGCGGCGGGGUGCCACAUGCAGUUCAAGCUGCCGGCGACGGUGACCGUGGCGGCCGUGGCUCAGAGCGACUCCGACUCGUCGUCGGUCGUGGACCUGUCGCCGCCGCCGGCCGCCGCCGUGUCGGCGAAGAAGGCCUCCGCGUUCGAUCUCGACCUGAACUGCCCGCCGCCGGCGGAGGCGGAGGCCUAGCCGCCGGAGUUUAGCUGAUGACUGGCACUAGUUUCUUUCUUCCUUCCUUCCUUUCUUUCUUCACCCCGCCCCCCCGUAGAAGAAACUUCGCUGUACGUUUACGCUUAGGCCCUCUCGCUUACCAGAGAGGGAGGACAUUUUUGUAAAUAGUUUUUCCGCCGGGAACCUAAGCUCUAGCUGAUGAUAAAAAAGCUGUAUUGUCAUCCAAGACAGGUCCUCCCGGCGUUGUCAUGGACCGGAUUUAUAUUAAUUAAUUAAGUGUUUUGAUAGUCA